Coregonus sp. 'balchen' is the source of this 4762-nucleotide messenger RNA. Lineage: Eukaryota; Metazoa; Chordata; Actinopteri; Salmoniformes; Salmonidae. The record is from the annotation of a GenBank genome assembly.
AUGGGGCAAGAAGUGAGUAAUGUAAUACAAUCCCACUUCUUGUUGAUUCACCUGGUGUAGAGCUAUCAGAGCUGGACUAUCAUAGGACAAAUGUUAUCAUAUGAUAAGGUAUCUCCAAGUGGCAUAAGCAUUAACCCUUUGGUUUGUCCUCUUUCAGAUGUAUGAAGACGCCUUGGCAGAGAAUGACAAGCUCAAGUCCCGGCUGGAUGACAGCAAACAGGAGCUGACCAAGAUACGCACCCAGCUGGACAAAGUCACCCAGGUACAGUAUACUAGGAGUGGGUCUGAUUGGCUGAUGACUAUCAGUCAUACAAUAGAGCCCCUCUCCAAAAUCGAUACUGCGCACAACACUGAGACUGUCCUGUAUAACCAUCUGUAGACCAUCUUAAUUAAGUUCAGUCUAGUUCACACGUCUCAACAACAUGCAUAUUGCAUUUUAGCAAUACAUUGUUCAAGGCAACUGCAAGCUGAUUAGAGAACGAACCAGUGUAUCCCCUACAAAGUUUUCAAACAUACUGUAUUUAAAAUUCAGUUUUAACCCACUGCAUUCUUUUUUUUCACUUUGUGAUAACAGUGCCACUCUGUCUUACAGAAACAGGACAGAAUAUCUGAAAGGUCCACUGUACUUGAAUCAGAAAAAAGGGUAUCUAUCACUUAUUAUAAAUCUUGAGGGCUUCUUUUUCUUUUUUUAUCUGCCUCAUCUACUUGAUUUCACCACUCCAAUUCUCUUUCAAUCCUGACAGCUUGAUGUCGACAUUUUCUUUCACUCACCUCUUUUUUUCUGAUCUCAGUCUCUUUUUUUCUGAUGUCGUCCAUGUCAUUUUACUGUAGUGUGUUGGUCUCUGUAUGUUAAUUCCACUAUGGGCUCAUUAUCAUGUGUGGGAAUCAAAAAAUUACUCUUAUCUUAACGUCCAUUAUGAUUCUGACCUGAACGACCUGUUCUAACAUUUCCCUUCCUCAGGAAAAACAGGCUCUGGAGAAGAGGGUAACAGACAUGGAGGAGGAGCUAAAGGUAAGGUCUCCACUGCAACAGGAAGGGGGGAGGUCAGUACAAGGCCCUGGUUGGUUAGCAUAGGCAAACAGGUGAAGGUGAGGUUGAGGGAGUAGGUCAAAGCUUCAGGCUCAUUACCCAGUAUCAUUCUGAGUAUCCCCUGCCAAGGUCAGGGCUCAGGAAAAGGAGUGAGAAACUCCAAGCUGCUGCUACAGUGACACACCCAGCAGUACAGCCUGCUGUCUGUCGUAGGCUACACAUAUUCUGCAUUUCAAAGAGCAAGGGGGAGAGCAAAACAGCAGCAGAAUAUCAUUCAGGACUGAAUAGAUGUGAACCUGAUGUAAGUCGGAACCACUUCUAGCAAUAUCCAAAGGUUAGGAUGACAACUCAGCAUGUGACACAGAGAUGUGAGACGGAAGACGGGAACAGAAUGUUUGACCCCAUGUUAUGACCCCAUGUUGCCUCAGCAGGAAGCUGCCCCAGUGAGAAAUUUCCGCUGUGGGUACCAGCCCUGAGCCCCGAGCAUGAGGCAGGCUGGCUCAGGGCCAGGGAGGGGGGACGGGACGGUGAGUGGUCUGGUCUGUACGCCACGGAGGAGUGAUUGACACCUGCCUGUCACCUCACCUCUUUAGAGACCUGGGCAUGAACACAUGUCUGUGCACACAAACAAACACACACAUUGCAUACGUUAGAGCACAUACACCAGAUACGUAUGUAAAGUCAUAUCCCCGCAGGCUGGCUGUAAUGUCAUUACAACCAGAAACUAGGUUGUUUGGACGUCAUUGCAACAAGUUUUGCUCACUGGGAUAGAGAUAUGCACAUACAACAUUAUACAGAUGCUUUUUCUCUAUUCACAUAUACUGGUGUGUUUCUACACUUUUCCCUGUGCCACAGUGUCUGUCCAAUGUGUGGAAAUUCUGGUUACUCUCUAUGGCUCUUUCUUCUUUUGGAUGAAGGGCUAGGAUUAUUUCUGUCAGCCUCUGAAACUCCAGCACUGGCAAAAUUUGUGAAUUUAUCUACAGGGCUUAGUGAAGUCAGCUCUGGUAGAUAUCAAAGAGUUCAAGAGCAUUAAAACAUCAUGAUGGAUAAUUAUGCAUUCUCUCUCAAUCUCACCCCUCUGGCUCCCUCCUCUCUCUUCUCUCUACUCUCUCUCUCCACUCCAAGAUACACUUUUUAAUAGUGGUCCUUCAGAACAGUGUGUUGUGAAAGGCUUACAGAGACAGCACAGAGAAACAGUCUGACAUAUCCAUGGAAUUUUCAGUCCGAGUAAAGGCAGACUUCAAAUGGUUUCCUCCAAAGUGCCCUGGGGUGUUAGCAGCUGGAUCUCCUCCAUCUCUUUCUCCCUAGCCUUCUCUCUUUCUCCCUAGCCUUCUUCUCCUCACUCGGCUUCUCUCUUCUCUUUCUCCCCAGCUUCUCUCCUCCCUUCAGGCUCAUCUUAACUUCUUCCCUUUCUACCUGACUUUCUUUUCCUCUCUGGGUUUCUGGGGAGAAGCCUCUGAGGCCACUCUCUGAGCCACAUGGGGCUCUACUUUCCUCUGUCUCUGUGUGUGCUACCUCCUUGCCUGCCUGUGGUUUUCCUUAGGAACGGCAUCAAACCACAUACCUCUCCACUGAUCCACACUGAUGUUUACCUCAAAGUCUUGCCAGGGAACCCAGGGAAAUUAAUCAUUUCCAUUGUCCUAUAACUUAUUGGGCUCUCUUACUUAUGGCUCAAAUUGAAUGUUAUAUUGAAAGUCCCCUGCCCUCUUCUCACCCCAGCAUGACUGACAAGCUAUGUAAUCCAUAUAGCACCUCCCCAGCCACUGCCUUUUAAAACUGCCCAGGUUUGUGGAGAGCAAACCUAAUGAUAGCUCCCUGCUGUGCUUAGCUUUUCUUUUGCAUAGAUGUCUCUUUUGACGAUUUAUUUCUUGUUUCCUUUUACAGUAUCUCUUUGUGUGUGAAUGUCAUUGAGGAGCUCCUCAGUGUGUACGUCUGCCUCUGUGCGUGAAUGCGUGUGUGUGUUUAUAUCUCUACCUCCUCCCUUGCACUGGCCUGCCCCCCUGCUCUCUCUUUCUAUCUCUCCUUCUCUCUGAAUUCCUGUGUGUAUAGGCCCUCUCUGUUCUGGCACUGCGGAGCGGCAACGAGCGUCUGCUGGCUGAGAACAGGGCCAUGCUGCGUGUCCUCGCCCGCCUCUCCGAGAUGGCCUCCCUGCCUGAGACAGAGGACCUCUAACCCCACUGUCCCCCAAGCCUCCACCUCUCUAUCCCUCCUCUCGCUCAGCCACACCUCCUCCACUGCCUUCCUCCUUCUGGUUCUCCUCCUGCUGCAGCUCCCCCUCCCCUCUCUGCUGCUGUACUCUUCUCAGGCAGGUUCCGCCCACCUCCCACUCUCACUCCUCCACCUUUGGCCUCUCUCACUCAUGUGGCAUACCUCUCUCUGACUCACUCUCCCAUAAAACCAAUGAAGGGCAACCCCCUAAAACCCCUUCCCCUAAAUGAUAUUGUGACCGCUGCCUUUAAAUCUAUUUUGAGCUACAUCCAUGCUGCAUAGGUGAAUUACUAGGCGGCGUAAAGACCAGGACAGUAGUGGUUGCAGCCUGACAUUUCUCCAGUGGUUAUUAUUACAGUAUAGUCAAGCGAGUCACUUAAUCAUCAGCUUGAACGAACCCAGAAACAGUCUGAACGCUGCUUGAGAGACUGCUGCAUGGCAUAGUGCCGAGGUCACCAAUGGAACCUUGUAGGGAUUAACAUGAUUGCAAUUUUCCAUUUCACAAAUCUGAAAUGUUCAUUGUUUGCCUCUUUUUUUGCCAGUGUCCAAUGUAAAGUGGCUGACAGGGAAUUUUACAUUUUAAACUAUUACGUUUGUCUCAAUCAUGUGGUAGUGGGAGUGGAAUGUGUAAUCUCAUUGGCAUCCAUUAACUCACUAAACCCUUUUCCACUGGCCCAAAAAACAUGUGCACAUUAGUGUGUGUGUGUACUACACACAGCUAUGUCUGAGACAGAGACAGAACAGGACAAACAGUCCUUGUUCUCCAGGGGCAUUCGCAGUAUGCACCGUCAAAUGUAAUGCAUAACAAUAUGCUGCUAUUUAAUUGUGGUAACUGGACUAGACAGGAGAGAAGAGAUGAGUGCAUCAUCGUCUGUGUUGGCUUUUUCAUGCAAGCAAAAAACGUUAUUGUUCAGUGCACUGUCUGUGGGGGAUGGGGGAGAUUUUGACAAAGAUUGUGGUUAUUUUUAAUCAUUACUCAUGCUGUGGGAGAUGACCUAGAUUGAGGAAGUUGACCGCCUUGCAUCUCUCUCCCUUUCGGUUCGCAGUUUGCAAAUAGAACCAUACGCCAAAUAAUGUCCCUACUUUUUGCACGAUCAUACUGUAUUGGCAUGCUCUCAUUGCUUUACAUCAUAUUUGGCUGAAAGCCAGUCUUUUGUCCAUCCUUUGCAUGUCAUGACUGUAGAGAUUGUAAGGUUCAAUCAUUUAGCAAUGAGUUCUUGGUGAUUAAAUAUUGAAUAUCAUUCUUAAUUUUCCUGAAAAUGAUAAACAAUGUUUAUAUCAUGUCUGUCAAUGUCCCUCAACAGAAGGAACAUAGACAAAAGACAAGGCAGUGUCACUUUCACAUAUUGUAUUUCUGUACACAGUAUGCGUCACCACUGUUCCUUGUAGUGAACUAGCUACCAUGACAAUCUAAUGCUGCUCUCUCUGUUCCUGUAGGUCUUGACAGAGCUCAAAUCAGACAACCAGAGACUGAAGGACGAGAACAGUGCUCUGAUCCGUGUCAUCAGCAAGUUGUCCAAGUAA